GAUAUCUAAAUUGCUAUGGUUACACAUAUAGUUUUUCAACAGACGAGCUUGUUCCUCGAGGGUUUUUGGCGAAAUGGCGUCGAUUGGCGAAAUUUGAUAAUUUACUCUAACUUCGGCUUGUAUAGAAAAUGGGAUAAUUUAGCGUCAAUCAUGCCGUUCCGCAAGGCAACGAAUUACAAACGAUUCAAUGUUGGGGAAUACAUGCGCAACGAAAGAUUGGCAUGGGAAGGAAAUAUGAGCAAGCAAAAGAAAGCAAAAUGUGUGUCUAAGAAGCUUAAACGUCUUGAUGAUAAGGUAAAGAAAUUGGUGAAUGAAGUAGAAGAGUUAGAUAGCAUCAGGACAGAGUUCAUUGAAGGUGGAAGUAGGCAGGAGGAACAAGAGGAGAAAGGUUUUAGCAUAGGCAGGAAGGCAGUUGUUAGGCGAAGAAACAAACCAACUGGGCAAGGUUGUGUGGAGUCCACUGGUCGAACACGCAGGAUGGAGACAAUGUUGGCGGCUAAUGCCAUUCAUGGAGGUAGUAAGGAUGAUACAAAGCCUGGUACCAUUGGAAUGUUGGAGACAUUAGAAAAAAAGUGCAAAGUGGGUGAUAUAGUAAAAGGAUUAGAAAAGUGCAGUAAGUUUAAGAGCAAGGUUUUCCAAAAAUUUACAAAGAAGAUUUGAAGAAGUUCGAAAGAUCAGAUGAGAAUAUGUUUAGAUCGAUUGCUGUGUAUUAUAGCAAAGGAGUUAUGGGCAAAGAAAAGUAUAGAAGAGUUUAUAAGGCUAGCUCAUAUGAGCAGAUAUGUGGUAGUAAGAGGGCUAAACGUGUUAGUGUUGCUAAAUGU
Molecule: messenger RNA, 821 nt
Organism: Xenia sp. Carnegie-2017
Lineage: Eukaryota; Metazoa; Cnidaria; Anthozoa; Malacalcyonacea; Xeniidae
Exons: 3
Coding region: 16-660 (214 amino acids)
Source: RefSeq, a predicted model, not a curated record